Lodderomyces margitis is the source of this 990-nucleotide messenger RNA. RefSeq lists its product as uncharacterized. Gene Ontology annotation, biological process: sterol biosynthetic process. The transcript has a single exon. Bases 1 to 990 code for a protein of 329 amino acids. The record is from RefSeq and is a predicted model, not a curated record. Lineage: Eukaryota; Fungi; Ascomycota; Pichiomycetes; Serinales; Debaryomycetaceae. Gene Ontology annotation, cellular component: endoplasmic reticulum.
AUGUCUGAUCUUAGACGAAUUGCAUUGUCAAAUACAAACAUAAAGGGCAUGGAAGCUUCUCAAGCGCCACCACAACUGGGAAACUCAAGCCCAAGACCAGAUCAAAUGGGAAAGACAGACUCCGAGAUUAAUUUAACUCGCCCUGAAUUGUAUGGCAUGUACGAAGGCGACUCAUUUGUUGAUUACAAUAAAGACAUUGAUGACUCGUCGUUGCUUGAUUUUACAGUUUUAGACUCUGAUAAAGUUAAAGCAAAAGGGACAAAACCCCCAGUGCAAACUGAAGACACUAAUAAAUUGACAUUGUAUUCACUCCCUUUACCAUUAAAGUUGGUUAUUUUAGCCAGUUCUGCAUAUAUAUACAAUCAGGUUAUCAGGCAUAUAAACUACAAUCACUUUAGUGAAAAUCAAUUGGUAAACUACCCAUUAACAAUAACACACAUAUUCCUUUACGCGUUUGUUUCAAAAUUCAAAGUGGGAAACUACAUUGAGAUAAACGAUGACCUUAUAAAGGUUGGUGAUGAGGUAUUGGCGUUGACUUUACAAGGACUAUUGAUGGCCUCGUUGCAUCCGAUUCUCGACAGAAUCUUGCCCAAAAUUUUCUCCAGAAGAUUAUUGUCAUCAAAUCCCAAUCCUUCGUCCAAAUCCAAUGUUUCCAGUGAUUUGAUCAGAUCAGGUAUCACAUUUUUGGGUAUCAGCUAUGCUAUACGUAAGAUUGAAUGGAGCAGCUUCCUUCAAGUGUCCAUCAUAUGGUCUUUAAUCAAUCCAGGUUUGUGGUUAUUGUUGGAUGGAACCAUCUCAGGAUUCUUAGCAUCGUUGCUCGUAUCUUCUGUCGCAUGUGUCAGCAUAUACUCACAAAAUCACAAGUUUGUCAAUGGGUAUUCCAAAACAUCAGAUGAUGUGAUUGCAUUGUGGUUGUGGAUAGGAAGUUUCUUUUUUUGUGGGAUAAUCAUUUUCGGUAAACUUGGCAGAGGUUUAUUUGGUAACAAUUAA